Molecule: messenger RNA, 1437 nt
Organism: Arthroderma uncinatum
Lineage: Eukaryota; Fungi; Ascomycota; Eurotiomycetes; Onygenales; Arthrodermataceae
Product: serine/threonine protein phosphatase PPT1
Exons: 6
Coding region: 1-1437 (478 amino acids)
Cellular component (GO): nucleus; cytosol
Molecular function (GO): protein serine/threonine phosphatase activity; protein binding
Source: RefSeq, a predicted model, not a curated record
AUGUCCCAAUCCGAUAUCGAGGCUGCCACUGCCCUCAAGCAGCAGGGUAACAAGUCGUUUGCGCAGCAUGACUGGCCCGCGGCACUUGAUUUCUACACUCGUGCUAUCGAGCUGUACGAUCAGGAGCCGUCCUUCUACUGUAACAGAGCACAGGUAAAUGUUAAGAUGGAAGCGUUUGGAUUCGCGAUCGCAGAUGCCACCAAAGCUAUCGAGCUAGACCCUUCAUACGUCAAGGCAUACUGGCGCCGAGCAGUCGCCAACACCGCAAUCCUCAACUCCCGCGCGGCACUCAAAGACUUCAAGACCGUGGUGAAAAAGGCCCCACACGACCGUGACGCGAAGCUCAAGCUAGCAGAGUGCGAGAAGCUCGUACGGCGUAUCGAAUUCGAGAAGGCCAUCGAGGUCGCGGAUCCUCCGUCAGCGUUCGAGGGGCUGAAUAUCGACUCGUUUAUCGUGGAUGAUAGCUACGACGGCGCUCGGUUGGAGGAUAAGAUGACACAGGAGUUCAUAGACGAUAUGAUUCAACGGUUCAAGGACGGGAAGCAGAUACACAAGAAAUACGCUUUCCAGAUAGUCAAGGCUGUACGGGAUAUUGCGUAUAACGAGCCUACCAUGGUGGAAGUUGGCGUUGAGGAGGGCUCAAAAAUGACCGUUUGCGGUGACACACAUGGUCAAUUCUUCGAUCUUCUUGAAAUAUUCCGUCUUAACGGCUUCCCAUCCGACACGCACUCCUACCUCUUCAACGGAGAUUUCGUCGAUCGCGGCAGCUGGUCUUGUGAAAUCGCUCUUCUCCUCUACGCCUACAAAUGGAUGCGCCCCAACGGUUUCUUUAUCAACCGUGGAAACCACGAAACCGAUGACAUGAACCGUGCCUACGGCUUCGAAGGUGAAUGCAAGGCCAAAUACUCCGAACGUCUGUUCAAGGUCUUCUCUGAAUCCUUCAGCGCACUCGCCCUUGCUACACUGAUAGGGCAGAAAUUCCUAGUUCUCCACGGCGGCUUGUUUUCUGAUGAUAACAUCUCACUGGCUGAUAUCAGAGCGCUGAACAGGCAUAAUCAGCGCCAGCCUGGUCAGCAGGGAUUGAUGAUGGAGAUGCUCUGGACUGAUCCCCAGACGGCACCGGGUAGAGGACCCAGCAAGAGAGGCGUCGGAAUGCAGUUUGGCCCUGAUGUCACGAAGAGGUUCUGUGAGAAGAACGGACUCGAGGCGGUUAUUAGAAGUCACGAGGUCCGCAUGGAGGGUUAUGAGGUCGAGCAUGAUGGAAGGUGUAUUACUGUAUUCUCUGCUCCCAAAUACUGUGACAGCACGGAAAAUAAGGGUGCAUACAUCAACAUUGGCCCAGAGCUUAAGCUUGACUUCCAUAAGUUCGAUGCUGUUCCGCAUCCUGAUAUCAAGCCAAUGGCUUACGCAAACAACUCGAUAAUGUCUCUGAUGUAA